GCAAAAUAAAGGGUCAACACUGAUGCCGUCCAAUUCGGCUCCACUACAAAGUACUUCUCCAUGUCCCCCACGAUCUUCCCAGCUGUGUGGAGACCCCGGAUUCUGUCCUUAUAUUAUGGAAGUUAUCAGUGAUGAACGUUCAUAUGUUCUUCAGAGACACUCGUUCUCAUGCCGGGUUGCUCUUAUUCCCGCAACCAAGAAAAUAUCAUUAUGUCGGAAUUGACCAAGGCAGAGCUUGGCUUAGAAAAAGGAGCUGCCAGUCAUCAUGAAAACCUUCAAGAUGAUGAGCACUAUCAUACGCUAGGACACGUUCGACUUCGCGACGCAACGACGAAUGAGAUUAUUUUUAUCCCUGCACCGUCGCUCGAUCCGAACGACCCCUUGAAAUGGAAACAAUGGUACAAGACUUGCAUCGCUAUUCUUGUAGCCUUUGCUAUGGUUAUGUGCAAUUUUAUGGCCGCGGGUCCCACAGUGACUAUGCUCACCGUGGCCGAGUCCUUCAACACAACCCCUGCGCACGCCUCGUUCUUUUUCAAUAACAGUGCUCUGGCACAAGGUGUUGGAAAUUUGUUUUGGGUUCCAGUCAUGCUGAAGUAUGGUCGGCGACCAGUUUACAUUGCUAGCUUCUUGAUAUAUUUCUUCAUGAUCGUCGGAUCGGGUGCAGCAAAAUCCUACGGUACAGAGAUUGUGACUCGGCUUCUCCUCGGCUUUGCAGGAGGUGCUGGUGAAUGUCUUGCGCCAUUGACGAUUACGGAUAUUUUCUUCCUCCAUGAGCGCGGCUUAUUCAUGGCAGCUUACAAUGCUGCACUAUCCGGUGGCGUGGCAUUUGGAUCAGUUAUCUCCGGAUUGAUUGUUAUCAACUACACCUGGCGCACAAUAUACUGGGUUGGUGCUGCAUUGGUUGGUGCCACUCUCCUGGUCGUUGUGUUUUCCUUCCCCGAGACUGCAUUCGUUAGAUACAACAAUCCUUUGAAUCAGGCAGGAAAGGCUGCCGAGAGCGAGACGGAGCAAAAUCAGCAUGAGGUACCUGCUAUUCCGCCAAAAAAGUCUUACGGGCAAACUAUCAAGCCCUGGGAUGGUCGCAAAUACACCGACGAGCCUUUGUGGCAGAUGAUGAUCCGUCCACUUGGCCUGAUAAUCUUGCCUCCCGUUUUUUGGGCUACAAUGGUCAUGUCCGUUACUAUUGGAUUUUUGGUAGCCAUUUCUUCCAAUAUUGGAAGCGCAUUCAACUCAACCUAUGGCAUGGAGCCCUGGCAAAUUGGACUGUGCUAUAUCGCCAACCUUCUUGGGUGUGCCUUGGGAAUUGUGCUUGGCGGACCAUUCUCUGAUUGGGUUGCCGAUUAUUUCACUAAGAGAAAUGGCGGCAUCCGUGAGCCAGAAAUGCGUCUCCCUGCUAUAGUGCUCACGAUAAUCGCAUCGCCCUUGUCUCUCAUUCUCUACGGAGUUGGCAUUCAGAACAAACUACACUGGAUGGUUCCGACAGUGGGCUUGUUUUUCAAUGCAUUUGCUGUCGUCCAAGGAACCAAUGUUUCUUUCACUUAUUGCAUCGACGCCUACCGCCCCGUGGCAGGCGAGGUGACUGUGACCCAGCUUGCCUUCAAGUCCUGCUUUGGUUUCCUGCUUUCGUUCUACACCAAUGUCUGGGUCGAGGAAGGUUAUGCUCUCGCUUACGGUGAAAUGGCAGCCAUCUCAGGUGGAUGCCUUUUGCUCUCGGUUCCAAUGUACAUUUGGGGUAAGCAGAUGAGGGUUGCUUCGAUGAAGUGGAGGGUGGUGCAGUUCAUCACUUGGGAUGACGAUCGGGAAGUCGGCGAGUAG
Molecule: messenger RNA, 1815 nt
Organism: Penicillium brasilianum
Lineage: Eukaryota; Fungi; Ascomycota; Eurotiomycetes; Eurotiales; Aspergillaceae
Source: the annotation of a GenBank genome assembly